AUGCAGACCCCUGAAGCAGGCGCUGACUCCACCUCCACUGUCCCGCUUCAGACCGCCGUGCCUGUCCAGCCUACCGGCUCCACCCAGCAGGUGCCUGUCCAGCAGCAGGUACACCAGGCCCAGACUGUUCAACAGGUCCAGCAUGUUUACCCAGCACAGGUGCAGUAUGUCGAGGAAAACAGUGGCGUCUACACCAACGGCAACAUAAGAACCUACUCGUACUCUGAGCCGCAGCUGUACAGCCAGAACAGCGGGGGGAGUUACUUCGACACGCAGGGCAGCUCAUCGCAGGUGUCCACCGUGGUGACGUCUCAUGGCAUGACCAACAAUGGAGGAGGGAGCACCGGCGGGAUGAACAUGGGUUUGGCGGGGGGUCAGGUAAUCGGCAGCAGUUCCGGGGCUUACCUGAUGGACAACGCUGGACCACACCCUGCCACCCAGACCGCACGAGCCUCCCCAGCCACUAUUGAAAUGGCGAUUGAGACUCUCCAAAAAUCUGAGGGUUUAUCCAGUCAGAGAAGCUCGCUGCUCAACAGCCAUCUCCAGUGGCUUCUGGACAAUUACGAGACAGCAGAGGGAGUAAGUCUACCACGAUCCACCCUCUACAAUCAUUAUCUACGCCACUGCCAGGAGCAGAAACUGGACCCUGUAAAUGCAGCCUCUUUUGGCAAACUCAUUCGCUCCAUCUUCAUGGGACUCCGCACGAGGCGUCUUGGAACAAGAGGGAACUCUAAAUAUCAUUACUACGGUAUACGUGUGAAACCAGACUCCCCGCUCAACAGACUUCAAGAAGACAUGCAGUAUAUGGCUCUCAGACAGCAGCCAGUUCAGCAGAAGCAGAGGUUCAAGCCAGUGCAGAAGUUUGACAGUGGCUCUGGAGACAAUUACACAAGUGGAGGCCAGCACCAUCCUGGUGCAGCAGAGCAGACUGUUAUUGCACAGAGCCAGCACCACCAGCAGUUCCUAGAUGCAUCGCGGGCACUCCCUGACUUUGUAGAACUGGACCUUGGACAGAAUAAUCCAGAAAACAUCAGCCCAGAAGAUGUAAAAGCUCUCCAAUCCCUUUACAGAGAGCACUGCGAGGCUAUAUUGGAUGUUGUUGUGAACCUCCAGUUUGGGCUGAUCGAGAAGCUGUGGCAGACGUUCUGGCGUUAUUCUCCUCCUGACACUGUAGAGGGCGCCACCGUAACAGAGAAUAGCAGCAUAAGUGAGAUCGAAGCCCGGCUUCCUCGAGCACAGCUAUUGGUGCUGUGCAGAAACGAGGCGGUUCUGAAGUGGAUGAGCACCUGUGACCAUUUAAUGUACCAGGCCCUCGUAGAGAUUCUUAUUCCUGAUGUCCUGAGACCCAUUCCCAGUGCCUUGACUCAAGCCAUUCGCAACUUUGCCAAAAGCCUAGAAAGUUGGCUUAGUAAUGCCAUGAAUGCCAUUCCCCAGAGAAUGAUUCAGACCAAGAUCGCCGCUGUUAGUGCCUUUGCGCAAACGUUGCGCAGAUAUACAUCUCUGAACCACCUGGCUCAGGCGGCACGCGCUGUGUUGCAGAACACAUCACAGAUCAACCAGAUGCUGAGUGAUCUCAACCGGGUUGACUUCGCCAAUGUACAGGAGCAGGCAUCGUGGGUGUGCCAGUGUGAGGAGGGAAUGGUUCAGCACUUGGAGCAGGACUUUAAGGCUACGUUGCAGCAGCAGAGCUCUCUGGAGCAAUGGGCAGCCUGGCUGGAUAAUGUGGUCACUCAGGUGCUGAAGCCUUACGAGCACAGGCCCAGCUUCCCCAGGGCAGCUAGACAGUUCCUGCUGAAGUGGUCCUUCUACAGUUCUAUGGUGAUCAGGGACCUGACCCUGCGCAGUGCUGCCAGCUUUGGCUCCUUCCACCUCAUUCGCCUGCUUUAUGAUGAGUACAUGUUUUAUCUAGUGGAACACCGUGUGGCUCAAGCUACCGGAGAGACUCCUAUUGGCGUCAUGGGCGAAUUCGACAACCUCAACAACUUAUCCCUUACUAGCAUUGAUAAAGAUGAAACGAGUGGGAUGGACAGCGACUUGGAAGAGGACACGGAGGAGUCCGGGGAACCACUCCCCAAGAGGGAGAAAUCAGAGCGUGAGGUAAUCCAGGUGAUCCAGGUCGGGGCUCUAGAUGACGGGACCCACCCUGUGGUGGGUGUUGUCCAGCCAAGCGUACUCCACUCACUGCCACAGCCUCCCCAGGACCACACUGAGCACAUCCUAACCCCCUCUGCUGGGACUCCCACCAUCCGACACUGCAGCACCACAGGCAACACGUACGCCUCCGUUUGA
Nematolebias whitei (Rio pearlfish) is the source of this 2289-nucleotide messenger RNA. RefSeq names its product regulatory factor X, 3 (influences HLA class II expression) (gene rfx3). The coding region runs from base 1 to 2289 and encodes 762 amino acids. Gene Ontology annotation, molecular function: DNA-binding transcription factor activity, RNA polymerase II-specific; RNA polymerase II cis-regulatory region sequence-specific DNA binding. The record is from RefSeq and is a predicted model, not a curated record. Gene Ontology annotation, cellular component: nucleus. Gene Ontology annotation, biological process: regulation of transcription by RNA polymerase II. Lineage: Eukaryota; Metazoa; Chordata; Actinopteri; Cyprinodontiformes; Rivulidae. The transcript has 16 exons.